UAGUUGGUGUCGGUGUGUAAGGAACAGAGGGGAACUACAAGUCCCGGCAGGCCUCUCGGUACCGGCUUUUCUAGGCGCGCUGGUGGCGAAGGCACAGUUUCCUGGAAUUUGGGUUCCGGGCUGCGCGGGGCAGCUUCCCUAUCCCCUGGGUCUGGGGACAUGGCCAGAAAAGCUCUCAAGCUUGCUUCGUGGACCAGCGUGGCUCUUGCUGCCUCUGGUGUCUACCUCUACAGUAACAACUACUUGGACCCCAAUGACUUUGGCGCCGUCAGGGUGGGCAGAGCUGUUGCUACGACAGCUGUCAUCAGCUAUGAUUACCUCACCUCCUUGAGGAGUGUCCCAUAUGGCUCAGAGGAGUAUUUACAGCGUCGAUCCCAGGUGCAUCUCCGCUCUGCCAGGCGUCUCUGUGAGCUCUGCUGUGCCAACCGGGGCACUUUCAUCAAGGUGGGCCAGCACCUGGGGGCGCUAGACUACCUGCUGCCAGAAGAAUACACCAGCACGCUGAAGGUGUUGCACAGCCAGGCCCCACAGAGCAGCAUGCAAGAGGUCCGCCAGGUCAUCCGAGAGGACCUGGGCAAGGAGAUCCAUGAUUUGUUCCUGAGCUUCGAUGACACCCCUCUCGGGGCAGCCUCCCUGGCCCAGGUCCACAAGGCGGUGUUGCAUGAUGGUCGGACAGUGGCAGUUAAGGUCCAGCAUCCGAAGGUUCAGGCUCAAAGCUCUAAGGACAUUCUCCUGAUGGAGGUGCUCGUCCUGGCUGUGAAGCAACUUUUCCCAGAUUUUGAAUUCAUGUGGCUGGUGGAUGAAGCCAAGAAAAACCUGCCUCUCGAGUUGGACUUCCUAAAUGAAGGGAGGAACGCCGAGAAAGUGGCUCACAUGCUCAAGCACUUUGACUUCCUAAAGAUCUCCUGCCUCCUGGGCAAGAUGUACAGUGAGAUGAUCUUUGUCAAUGGCUUCGUGCACUGUGACCCCCACCCAGGCAACGUGCUGGUGCGGAAGCGUCCUGAUACGGGCAAGGCUGAGAUUGCCCUCUUGGACCAUGGGCUUUACCAGGUUCUCACGGAGGAGUUCCGCCUGGACUACUGCCAUCUGUGGCAGUCUCUGAUCUGGACUGACAUGGACAGGGUGAAACAGUACAGCCAGCGCCUGGGAGCUGCAGACCUCUACCCACUGUUUGCCUGUAUGCUGACAGCCCGGUCCUGGGACUCAGUCAAACGGGGCAUUGGGCAAGCUCCAGUCUCUGCUACUGAGGACUCAGAGAUUCGAGAUAAUGCGGCCUGCUACCUGCCUGAGAUCAGCCAGCUCCUUAACCAUGUGCCUCGCCAGAUGCUGCUCAUCCUGAAGACCAAUGAUCUACUCCGCAGCAUUGAGACCACGCUGGGCACACGCUCCAGCGCCAGUUCCUUCCUCAACAUGUCUCGGUGUUGUAUCAGGGCGCUGGCUGAGCACAGGAAGAGGGAUGCUGGCUCAUUCUUCAGAAGGACUCAGAUAUCUUUCAGUGAGGCCUUUAGCCUGUGGCAGAUCAACCUUCAUGAACUUCUGCUUCGAGUGAAGGCCUUGAAGCUAGCUUGCUGGGUCUCCGCUCUCCUGGGCUGGCUGACACGGGCUCCACACUGAAUGUGACUGUCUUUCCCUGCCCCUUCCUAGUGUCUUUCCAUACUUCAUUCUUUCCUUCACACUGGGACUACUCACUGACCCAUAUCUGCCUAGGGUUGGCCUGUGGUCCCAGAGUGGUUAUCCAUGGCACCAUCAAGCUCUGCCACUGGAGUUCCUGCCUUGUGGUGGCCUUGUCUUGGGGUCCUGGAGAGUGAGCUGCUUUUGUCUAGGGAGGGGAGAAGGCAACCCCUCUCCCAUCUCUGGUAUGUGCCAUUGACUUGGUCAUCCCUACUUUUGUGAGGAUUGUGAGAAUGGACCAACCACAGGUGUCCCGGGGCAUGUUUAACUUGGAGGGAAUAAGUGGAGUCUUAGAACUUGCUGAGAACAGACUUUAUAUUCUUGCCGUCUCACUCACAAAGGUGUCCCAGCUCAGGGAGGAAGGCUGCAUCUGAGAGGGAAUGAUACAGCUGUGGGUUCAUACUGCCAUGGUGACACACCUUCAGUGUUGUAUGUAUUAUAUGUAUUGUUUAUUGUAAUAAACCCUUUCAAGGUUGCA
Molecule: messenger RNA, 2149 nt
Organism: Mastomys coucha (southern multimammate mouse)
Lineage: Eukaryota; Metazoa; Chordata; Mammalia; Rodentia; Muridae
Gene: Adck1
Product: aarF domain containing kinase 1
Exons: 10
Coding region: 160-1614 (484 amino acids)
Biological process (GO): mitochondrion organization; lipid homeostasis; protein phosphorylation
Cellular component (GO): mitochondrial inner membrane
Molecular function (GO): protein kinase activity; ATP binding
Source: RefSeq, a predicted model, not a curated record